CCAGACAUGACACAACACCCAAUGAGCCCACUUCAGCUUCGACCUGUCUGUCCACUUUGAGUUGGAGAAAGAUGUCUGGGAAAGUGAAGUCCAGAAGUUGUGCGAAUCCUGUCGAUUCUGCUACGCAGUCCCUCAACGAAAGAAUUCUGAAGGAGUGUCAUACUCUUUACAUCGAUCCUGAGAAUGGUCUUGUGAAGAUUGCAGAAAGCUUAAAUUUGAAUCUGCUUGCUCCAAGAAAAAAAAUCUCUGUUCUGCUCAUAGGGAAUCAUUCAGCAGGCAAAUCAUCCUUUAUAAAUUGGUAUGUUGAAGAACAUGUUCAGAAAACUGGUGUAGCCAUCGAAACUCAAGGUUUCACAUUUGUAACCAGUGGAAGGAAGCGUGAAUCUCUCACGGGAAAUGCAACACUUCAUCUGUAUCCUCACUAUGAACCACUCCGACAAAUUGAAGGGGUUGUUGACUAUCUGCAAACAGAGAUCUCAACAUCAAAACAAAAGAAAUUCAGUCUGGUCACCUUUGUCGACACACCUGGGCUCGUGGAUGGUGACAUGAAGUACCCAUUUGAUGUCAAUCAUGCCAUUUUAUGGCUUGGCGACAUGGCAGACUUGAUAUUUGUGUUCUUCGACCCAAUUGGUCAGGCUUUGUGCAAGAGGACGUUGAACAUUGUGGAACACUUGAGUGAAAAACAUGCAGAUAGAAUGAAAUUUUACCUGAGCAAGGCAGACGAAGCAGGCCACGAAAGUGAUAGGCAGAGAGUAAUGAUGCAAAUAGUACAGGAGCUGUGCAAGCGACCAGGACUGAACCGAACUGGUUUUGACAUGCCCACCAUCUACAUACCUAGCAUGAAUCCAAAGGGCAGCCGUUGUGCAAAUCAGAUAGAGGAGGUGUGUAAAGCUGUUGAGAAGACAAUCAACCAGACCAUCCAGAACACACUGAACACGCUGGAAAAGGACUGUGACCAGAUCGCCAAUAUUAUCGAGUUAAAGCUGAAAGAAGACAAUGAGAAGAGCUCUAAAAAUAUGAAAGCAAGAAUCCGUGGGGUUUUCUUCAGUCUGAUUGGUAUAACGUUGCCCAUGUUACUGUUGGCAACCUUCCUUAUCGGCACAUCUCAUAAGACAUUGCAAAAACUUCUUGGGGAAUCGCUAGUUGUCACCCUUGGAACAUACCUUGGUCCAUUUUCUACUUUAUGGCAGCAAAUUCCAGGAUCAUAUACUAACCAUGUCAUCAUUGGAACAUUGGUUCUGGCUUUUAUUAUGUUGCUCAUUGCAAAGUUUUUCUCAAGGACGGUACCAACAAUGACAAGAAAACAGAAGAGAAACCUGCUGGAGAUAAGAGACUAUGUACAGAAUACAGUCAAGUCUAAAAAGCAAACCUUGUAUCAAGAUUAUCUUCAGCAGAGUGUAGCCGACCAAGAUCUUUAGCUGAUUCCACAUGAUUAUCAAGAGAACAAGAUUCCGUUAUCUCAUCAAGACAGAUUUUUCAUUGUUUCAUUCAAUACCGCACAAGCCUACAGACAAGAAUAGUAUGACUGUUCAACCUAAAGCACAUGUAUGCUAUUUUUACUGUGUUCUGUAAGAUCUUUUUUGUAUACUUGCUCAAAAAGUUACUCUGUCAUCUUUAUGGAAAAAGAACAGUUUAGUAUUUGCAUACAUACAAUCAUACACAUGUAUGCCAGUAAUGCAGUUUGGUUUACAAUCUUUAUUUGUAUCUUGCAUAACUGAAUGUUAAGAUUUGAACAACAAGGGAAUGUUUAUUUCCUUUAAAAGAAAUAUUUUAUACAACAGUAUUGUCAACAAAAUGAUGCAGUGUGUUAUUAUAUUUUUCAAUGUGUUGUGUAGUUACGUAUUUUUUUUUAAAUAUAUUUUUCUUAACGAUGACACAUGUUGUGCAGAUUCACUUUCCCAAGAACAAAAUUAGUUGGAUAUGGGGUAGAAAAUGCGUUUAAUAGUUUACGGGUAAUGGGUAAAGUAUACUUAUUGGUGUUAACAAAUAUAACUGGUUAUAAUUGAAACUAUUUGGGUGAUGGGUUUUUUAAAAUGUCCAUGCCCCCUUUUAAUUUGUAAAUGGUCACUCUGUUAUCAAAAUUUAUAAUGCCGAUGUUCUUUGGCAGGAAACAUGAAAAACAAACCCACGGUGAAGCUAGUAGUUUGAUUCGAAUAGUCUGCAGUAACAUGGAGCAUCGUUUUUAUUAUAUCAUUUGAUGCAACUGUCUCAGAAAUGUAGUCAGACUUCUGCUCGACUGCUCAGAUAUUGUAUUUAUGGUGACAAGUUCACAAAUAUUGCAAAAUAAACUGUUAUGCCUAUAUAUUUGGAACUGACCCAAAAACCUACAUUACCUGGUGCUUUAGUUCAGUUAGCCCCUCUGCUCGACUACGCUGAAAUCGUAUUUAUGGUCACCCAUUAAAUGUUACGACAACGAACCUUACAAAAAUAUCAUCCAUUGCAGAGGAAAUGUUUUGUUGAAAUAGGACGUCUAUCCAGUUGUUGAAGACAGCAAAUUUCAUAAAUGUCAUUUGUGUUGUCAUUCUUAAUUAUCAUGUAUAUAUCAAUUAAAUUUUGUGUUGUAUUACAAGCACAUACAUUUCUUAUUUUCUGAAGUAUAAAAGACUUCUUCUUUUUUUCAUUUGUAAAAAUGUUAUGUAUUUGGUGAUGGGUGCAUUUUUUGGCACUUUGAUAAUUUUGAGCAUAACUUACAUGCAUAUUUUGGAUUAAAAACACUUUUCAGCUAUUUGUUGUCAGAAAUCAACAUGUCGGAUUGAAAUUGACAAUAAGUACUAAAUUCCACUAUCAUGAUACACAAUUAUAAUUUCACUUCUUACUCAAUCAAGUUCAUAAAUUCUUUGUAAUGUAGCAAAUUACCAAUACAUAAUCUUUAUUCAACUGAUGUAUUACCAUUCACUUACUUGUGUUUCUAUCUUCAAAGGCAGCUAUUAAAAUGUAUUAUUAAUCAUGUUGGCAUUCAGAUGUUUUAUAAACAUUUAAGCAAUAAAUUGUUUUCAUGAAA
This is a messenger RNA of Gigantopelta aegis, 3001 nucleotides long. RefSeq names its product EH domain-containing protein 1-like. The transcript has 12 exons. Bases 72 to 1418 code for a protein of 448 amino acids. Lineage: Eukaryota; Metazoa; Mollusca; Gastropoda; Neomphalida; Peltospiridae. The record is from RefSeq and is a predicted model, not a curated record. Gene Ontology annotation, molecular function: GTPase activity.